AUGUACUCUUCCGCUUCGUCUUCGAGAAGGCCUUCUUCGGAAUUCAAACUCCUCGAUGCUGAGAAUGGCCAAAACGACAGUCCUGCGACCACAAACCGCAGAUUCGGUCCAUCUUCUGCGUGGAAAAAGUGGGCUCUCGGUGCAUCAGUAGCCCUGUUCGUAGUGGUUUUACUCUCUAGGGAAAAUCCAGGCAUUACUGUGACCAAUUCUACUAGUCCUCUUUCUCUCAGCGAUCAAACCAAUAAUGAUCAACUUAAAAUCGAAAAGCCUAACUUCGAUCUUCCAAAUGCUGGUGUCCAGGAUCCUCUUAUCGAUGUCACCAAAGACCAGUCCAUCAAGCACGACGGCCCUUUCGCCGAAGCCGAGGCUAAGCUACCCGAUCAUCUCGACUACAUGUCUGCCGAUCAGACCUUCCCCGAUUAUAACGAGGAAGCGUCUUCAGAUUCUGACUUUCCUACGAGCUUCGAGCAAGACAGUGACCCUUCCUCUUCAGUCGCAUGUGAUUCACCACAUACAGACGCAGUAGCCAAAGGCAGGCCAAUCGUUCAGUACGUCGUCAUGAUCGAUGCUGGCUCUACGGGCUCCAGAGUUCACGCAUACAAGUUCAACAACUGCCACAGCACUCCUCAACUGGAGUACGAGACUUUCAAGACGACGGAGAAGGGUCAAGGUUUGUCUAGCUUUGCUGGGAAUCCUCUCGGUGCCGCCAAGUCUCUUGAACCUCUGCUUAACGAGGCUGUCAGGGUCAUUCCAGACGAGUUGCACUCUCUUACUCCCGUCGCUGUGAAGGCUACUGCGGGCUUGAGAAUCUUAGACACCAAAUACGGCUCUAAUGCCAGCAAGGAGAUUCUGGACGCUGUUCGUAACCACCUUGUCACCAAUUAUCCAUUCAGCGUCAGUGACAGACCGGGGGAUGUCUCAGUUAUGGAUGGCAGUGAUGAGGGUGUGUACGCUUGGAUUACAGUUAACUAUCUACUCGGGAGAAUUGGUGCAGAUGUCGACAAUAGUGAUACUCCAACUGUCGCUGUUAUGGAUCUCGGUGGUGCUUCUACUCAAAUUGUCUUCGAGCCAAUGUCUAAACAAUCCAAUGCGACUCCUUUAGCAGAUGGUGACCACAGAUAUACUCUGACUUACGGUGGCAAAGAACACAUACUCUACCAACACUCAUAUUUGGGUUACGGAUUAAUGCAAGCACGGAGAUCAGUACACAACCUCGUCGCUUAUCUCUACGAAUUUGGUAAUGUUUUAGUGCCAUCCUGGGACAAAUGGGACGAGAAUGUCAAAGUACCUAACCCAUGUAUAUCACGAGGUAGCUCUAAGGUGGUGACAUUAGACCCACCAGGCAAAGCACCAGUGAACGUAACGAUGGUUGGUUCAUCGAAUGGCUGGGAUGCAUGCAACAGAGUAGUAGAGUUGGUAAUGGCGAAGGAUGCAGUGUGUGAGGUACAGCCAUGCUCUUUCAACGGUGUCUAUCAGCCAUCAUUGAUGGAAAAUUUCGAUGGGCCUUUACUCGCAAUGUCAUACUUCUAUGAUAGAUUGUCACCACUUGGUAUAAACAGCAAGUCUGCUUCAUUUGCUAGAGGAGAUAUACAAAAAAUGGCAUCACAUUCAUGCAAAGGACAGCAGAAUUGGGAGACGUAUUGGAGCGGUAAUACUGAGGCACUGGCAGUCCUUCACGACAAACCUGACAUGUGCUUGGAUUUGACAUUCAUGAAUGGAUUGCUAGGAUUAGGGUACGAACUAGGACCACAAAGACAGAUCGGUACAGGUAAGAAAAUUGAUGGUGUUGAGCUGGGAUGGACAUUGGGUGCAUCGAUCGCAGUUCUCGACGCUUCUUCGCUUUAG
Wallemia ichthyophaga EXF-994 is the source of this 1845-nucleotide messenger RNA. Its product is annotated as putative guanosine-diphosphatase. The transcript has 3 exons. NCBI's taxonomy places the organism in Eukaryota, Fungi, Basidiomycota, Wallemiomycetes, Wallemiales, Wallemiaceae. Bases 1 to 1845 code for a protein of 614 amino acids. The record is from RefSeq and is a predicted model, not a curated record. Gene Ontology annotation, molecular function: UDP phosphatase activity; GDP phosphatase activity. Gene Ontology annotation, biological process: nucleoside diphosphate catabolic process; protein N-linked glycosylation. Gene Ontology annotation, cellular component: Golgi apparatus; membrane.